AAUAUCAUUUCCGGAAAUGACGCAAUGUUGUUAUUAUUCCAGGAAGAGGGCACGGGAAAGCACUGAACUGCGUCAACAAUUGUUUUUAUGAUACGUUUGGAUUUCAGCUGCUUUUCAACAUGGCAACUAGCCACUGCUGAUUGAUUUAUGGCACUGUUCCUGGACGGGACUCUAUUAAGCACCAACAUGGACACAUCAAAUUUUGCCCAUGUCAUCUUCCAGAAUGUGGGGAAGAGUUACAUGCCCCAUGCUGCCCUGGAGUGUCACUUUACACUGACGCAGUUCAUCAAACCGCAUCCAAAGGACUGGGUUGGCAUUUUUAAGGUUGGUUGGAGCACAGCGAGGGACUAUUACACAUUCCUGUGGUCGCCUCUCCCAGAGAACUAUGUGGAAGGCACCGCAGUCAACCGGAUAGUGGUCUUUCAGGGAUAUUAUGUGCCCAACGAUGAUGCAGAGUUCUACCAGUUCUGCUAUGUGACCCACAAAGGCGAGAUCAGGGGGGCCAGCACGCCGUUCCAGUUUCGUGCCAACAGCCCUUCAGAGGAUGAGUUGCUGACUGUGGAAGAUGAAUGCAACUCUGACAUCCUGGUGGUCACCACCAAAGCUGGCUUCUUUGAGCAAAAGUUGGAGGAAGCCCAAAGAGAGAAAGAGGAGUUGAUCAAAAACAUGGCCCUCCUGCAGCAGGAGAAGGAGCAGCUGCAAGCGGAGAAGGAGAGCCUGCAGAAAGAGUGUGAGCAGGAGAAAGACGCUUGUGCCUUGCUGAGAAGGGAGAGCCAAGAUUUGCAGAAUUCUUCCCAGGCCCUGCAAGAAGAGAAAAUGGAAGUAAAGAGCAGACUGGAGGAGGCCACAGCCAGAGUUCUACAGCUGGAGGAGGAUCUGAUUGGAGUCACCCAGAAGGGUCUUCAAAAGGAAACCGAGCUGGACAGUCUCAAGGAUAGAGUGAAGAAACUCACUGCAGAGAAGGAAGCCCUUGAAUCCCAUCUCAAGAAUGAGAGAGAUGAGAAGGAGCUCUACAAGAUUCACCUGAAAAACCGCGAGCUGGAGAACACUAAGCUGAGUGCAGAGCUGCAGAUGCUGAAGUCCGUGGAUGUGAACAAGGAAAACACAAUUGCCCAGUUCAAAGAGGAGGUGGGGCGCCUGCAGGCGUGCCUCACUGAGAAGGAGAAACAGAACCGAGAGAUCCUGGCCAGAGUUCCCCCCUUGGGAGAUGUGAAGGCCCUGAAGGAGAAGCUGCGGCAGAAGGAAGAGCAGCUCCAGGCCAACCAGCAGCAGUUCUCCCUGCUAGCCGCUGAGUUGCGGGACGCCUCUAGCACCCGCGACCGUACCAUGUCCGAACUCUACCACAUGAAACUGGAGGCCGAUGCCCUUCGCCAGGCUAAGGCCGAAGCUCAGGCCCAGUGUGGCCGACUGGAGCAUCUGGUGGAGGAGAUGAAGGCAGAGGCCAAAAAUGAAGCGGCCAAAAAAGAAGAAGAAGAACAGGAAGAAGCUGCCGAAGACCCAGCUGUCUUAGCAGAGCUGCAGAGAGAGGUGGAGGAUCUGAAGCUUCGGCUGCACAUGGCUGCGGAACACUACAAGGAGAAAUACAAGGAAUGUCAACGACUGCAAAAACUUGUGCUUAGACUCACUGAUCAACAGGGGGAUCUGAAGAGAAGCACAGCACAAGAGGCCUCAACAAUACCUGUCUCAGUGAGUCCAGACAUAUCAGUGCCAGGGAGUCCAGGUUCUGCUGAUCCGAUGCUGGAAGCCAUCAUCCAGGAAAAGCUAAAAGGAUUCAGCAGAGAGGCUACUGACAGGAAUGACAAAUACAGGAAAUGCAAGCAGAUGCUGCUGGAGGAGAAGGAGCGUAACUGCAUGUUUGCCGAUGAGCUCGCCAAGAUGGAGUUGAAAUUUAAGGAACAACUGAAGAUGAAUGAGAACAUGAAACUUCAGUUGGCAUCAGAGGAAGAUCGCUACAAGAGCCAGGUAGCUGAGAAGGGUCGGGAGCUGAAGGAGCUGAAGGACGCACUAGCACUUGUUGUAAAGGAGAAGGAAAAGGUGGAGGGGGAGCUCCAGAAGGGCGACAGCAGCAGCAGCAGCAGCGGCAGCAAUAAGGGAGAUCAGGGCGGCAGUGAGAAAACCAGUUUGGAAAAUAUCCAGUCCAUUGUGCCUUUAUUCCUGCAGUACCCUGUCCCUUACACCCAGGAUGCCCCCACCCCCCUCCUGGUCUCGCAGAGCCCCAGCAAGUUGCAUUUUGGGAACCCUUACUCCAUCACAGACUCAAAAGAUGAGGGUGAUGAGGAGUUCUCAGAUGACCAGCUACUUAGGCUUCCCCCGGUGGGCCCGCCCUCCUGGGACAGUAAUGUGGUGUGUAUCCAACCCGCCCGCAACCACAGCCGGCCAGAAGGCCACGAGGAGUCCGAGGAAAAGCAAAACAACAACAACAAUUGUGAUACCAACGAACCGCCCGCGGCAGCUGAAACUCACAGCCCAUUUGUGAGCGAUGGGCAAACUGCCUUCUGCUUUGAUCCCAGCAUGGACAUGAAGCGGUGUCCGCUGUGCGAGGUCAUCUUCCCACCCAACUACGACCAGAGCAAGUUUGAAGAGCACGUGGAGAGCCACUGGAAAAUCUGCCCCAUGUGCAGCGAGCAGUUCCCGCUGGACUGCGACCAGAAGGUGUUUGAGAAUCAUGUGCUAACCCACUUUGACUGCCAGCCGCUCGACUUCGACUAGAACCCCCCCCCCGAAAUCAGCACAUCCGGUCUGCCUACUUCCUAUGGCCACUGACAUUAAUCACUCUGCACUGUUUUCUGCAUGUAAUGGUGUGAAUAUCCACUUUGUAGGACUAUGCUGACUUUCGCUUUGUUACUUCAAUUUAGGGAAACACUUUAAAGUGAUGGUACAUUUUGAAAUAACAUUGUAAUUCGGUGUAUAUGGCGGGGCUAACGUUUUCUUUUGUAGGUGAAAGGUUUCCCUUCGUUUGGAUUUGAAGAAUCAUUUAGCGGAAUAUGACUGUUGUACGUAUACAUGCUGACUUUAAAUUGACUCACAUGGUUCUAUCUGACUCCAGGAUGUAACGAAUCAGGGAAAGAGAUACGUGUUUACCAAACUUACACAUAAAACACCCAACCAAAUGAUUCCCCCCUUAAACAUCGCUGUACAAGUCAUUUACUCAUUCUUUAUAGAAAGCAGCCUUGUUGCACAAUAUGCAGUCAGGGAGACAAGAUAAUACAGUAUAUCAUCAGAUCAUCUAUUUUAGAAUAAUUAAAGCUAUGGUUAUAACAUUGAUACUUUGUGUAUGAUAUAGAUUGUUUUUAUGUUUUGGUUUAGAAUAUGCCUUGGGUUUUGUGUCUCAUCCAUCAAGUCAUCAGCUAAUCAUUGCAUGCAGGAGCUUUUGUUAAAUUUCCUUUUGUUCUCUUUUAAAACGUUAACGUAUUUCAUUCAUAGAACUGUUUCAUUGUGAAGCAAAUCUUAUGUAUCUGAUAAGUAAUAAAGUCUGUUUGAAUCUGAA
This is a messenger RNA of Pungitius pungitius (ninespine stickleback), 3487 nucleotides long. RefSeq names its product Tax1 (human T-cell leukemia virus type I) binding protein 1b (gene tax1bp1b). The record is from RefSeq and is a predicted model, not a curated record. The transcript has 18 exons. Lineage: Eukaryota; Metazoa; Chordata; Actinopteri; Perciformes; Gasterosteidae. The coding region runs from base 148 to 2709 and encodes 853 amino acids.